UCAUACGCUGAAAUGCGCAGCUACUCAGUCCCACCGCCGGCUGUCUUCCCUGUUCUCUGUGGUGCUCUUGCUCUUGUUCGGCCCGAGGAGUUUGAGGCUGGUGUCUUCGACUCAUGGUCAGCAUGUCGGCGUCAGAUAGACCGUCAGUUCUUCCGUGAUCUAUCAGAGUUCGAUCCCUUCACAGCACAACUUAGUCCAUUUGUCGCAGAUAAAGUUCAAUGCAUAGCUCGCGGUAUGGUUUAA
Molecule: messenger RNA, 243 nt
Organism: Protopolystoma xenopodis
Lineage: Eukaryota; Metazoa; Platyhelminthes; Monogenea; Polystomatidea; Polystomatidae
Source: the annotation of a GenBank genome assembly